GGUAAGGUAGGCGCGUUGUGGGAGUGCAGGGUCAAGGAUCUGUUGGUCAGUGUUGGCGCAAGCCUCGAUCUGAAGAAGCGGGAGAGGGUGUUGGGCAGUAUUGGCCUGGAGGUGAGCUAUUCCACUUGAUCCGUUCUCAACGGAUGACACAGGAUCCGGGAGGCUGGCUGCAUGAUUGACGGCUCGGGUGGUCAUUGCUCUACCCGAUGAGCAAACGCUGGCUAUUGGAGCGACUCCGUCCGCUCUCGAGACGAACGAGAAAAUGAAAUCAAAGACUUGCAAACGCGAAUGGGUCCCGAGACCAACGUCUCUGUUGCAAUUUCUCUGUUCCACCGUCCAUUUUCCCGCCCUCUUCCCCAUCCACUCACUUCGAUACCGAAAGUGCCAGUCCUCAUGCAUGUUGCCGAAGAGCCAUCCCGGCGAGACGGGAGCUCAGAGUGUCCACGUAUCCAUCGUGAUUACCAAACAACACGAUACAAACACCCCUCCCACAACAACCAUGUCCCAAGCCCACUCAACGGAGCCCUUCACCGCCCCUCCCCCUCAACACCCACCACCACCCCAUCCCUCCUUCUUCGAGGAAGAGUGGAAGCAAUACGGCGGCGAAAGUCCAAUGGGCACCGACCUCGCCGCUCUCGCAGACUUCAACGCCGGCUUCGACAACCGGCAGCACCAACACGGGCAUCAAGUCGGAGCAGUCGACACGGGGCUGUUUACUACGCCUUCGACGCCUGGUAGUGCACUCGUAGAUGAUGGGGACAACGGAGAUGGAGGGAUGGUGCGGGAGAGGACGAUGGCGGACGGUGGAUCGGAGUAUUGGGAUUUAUUUGGAUUCGAUGAUGGCUCUUCUGCCUCUGCUCCUGCCUCCGAGCACCAGGGGGUCGAUGAUGUCGGACAGCAGAUCGCAUCUCACCCACCCUCCAACGAAGGACACAACUUCGCCUAUCCGUCUCCACACUGCACCACAAGCGCCGCAACACCGUACUUCCACCCCUCCAUCGAACAACGAAGCGCGACCCCACCUCCACACCCACCCUUCGACGCCCAAAACUACAACACCCACAGCACGCACCCCUCUCCCCUCCGCCACCACUUCAGCCGCCGCUCCUACUCCGAGCCCCCCGGCGGCCCCUCUUUCGACCCCCACGUUUCCGGCGGAGCAGAGGCGCCGCUUGUCUUUCAUCGCCAGGGCCAGUAUUUGGGGAAGCCGCAGGCGGGCGGACUGGCGAGGGUGAAGGGGAAGGCGGCGGGGGCGGGGAGGAAGGCGGCGGGGAGGUAUGCGCCGUAUUCGGGGGAUUGUAGGAAGACGGUGGAGGGGUUGAAGAGGUUGGGACGAGCGGGGGGGAGGAGUGCGAUGCCGACUAGUGCGCCUGCUCUUGGGUAUCAGGCUGGACCAGCGGUUGAGUUUGUUCGGGCUGGGAGUGCGCCGUAUGCGAUGGAGUAUGGAGGGGGGACUGUGUCUGGUGGACAUCCUCAUGCACGGAUGGCUGAAGGGGCGCGGUUGAUGAUUCCGAUCAGCGUGGAGCAGCUGGAGUUCAUUGUGCAGAAGGCGGUGGAGAAGGCCAUGGGCGCCUCUGAUCAGGGCAGGAUGGUGACUCCUUCUGUCGAAAGGGGGGAGCCAGAUUCGGAUACCAUUGUGGUUGGUGGGCGCAGCCUUCACGCACGCUGCGAAUCGAUGGGUUGAAGAUCUUGCAGAGAGGCCCGCUCGGUCGAUCAGAAUGCACGGCGGAUCAUGCCUCAAUCGUCAUCAUCGUCCUUCUUCUUUCCCCAAUUCCACACCUCCCAGAUCUGGUCCAUAAUCAUAUCUCCAAAUCCUUUCCCUUCCUCAACAUCCUC
Molecule: messenger RNA, 1836 nt
Organism: Neohortaea acidophila
Lineage: Eukaryota; Fungi; Ascomycota; Dothideomycetes; Mycosphaerellales; Teratosphaeriaceae
Exons: 2
Coding region: 263-1684 (473 amino acids)
Source: RefSeq, a predicted model, not a curated record